Messenger RNA from Acanthocheilonema viteae, 362 nucleotides. The record is from the annotation of a GenBank genome assembly. NCBI's taxonomy places the organism in Eukaryota, Metazoa, Nematoda, Chromadorea, Rhabditida, Onchocercidae.
UUAUUUUGACGAUCGGAUUUGCUUGUUUGUUAAUUGCAUUUCUGCAUCAAAAACAUCGAUUAAACCUAUCCACGUCAAAGCAAUCCUUACAUCCGCAACAAUCAAAUAUCACAUGUCCGCUGCGUGCGUGUGAAGAUGAUAUAAGAUAUGAUACACCAUGGGAGCAAACACAAUUGCCAACAAUGUAUCGACGAUCGCCGUAUCGAAAUUUUAACAAUAAAAAUGAUUUCACAGCAAUGUCACCUUCAUUAUUGGGUCCAAUAGCAGAUGUUAUGGCAUUAGCUCAAUCAGAUUAUCAAAAAACCUCACCGAGUUCUUCAUUUGGUACCGAACUUCAUGACAGCGGUUUAGAAUCUGUUUAA